Messenger RNA from Phaedon cochleariae (mustard beetle), 3942 nucleotides. NCBI's taxonomy places the organism in Eukaryota, Metazoa, Arthropoda, Insecta, Coleoptera, Chrysomelidae. The record is from the annotation of a GenBank genome assembly.
GUAUAUAUUCGAGAGAUUACCUAUAGAUGAAUUCUUUCUGAAAUUCGAGGUAUUGUGAAGGCACUCUAAGUACCUACUUGGAAAUAUGGGAGGCAUCCAGAAAGAUGGUAGUUCUUUUGCAAUUAGCUGCAUUUGGAUAUAGUCAGCACUGUGAGUACUUGGGAAAUACUAUCACUUGCCAAAAGAUACAACAAGAAGAAUUCCUCAACAGAAUACUGUCACUAGCAGCGACCUAUCCGGAAGAAUACAUCGAAACCAUUGAAAUAUCGAAUUCAAAUUUCUCCAGAAUCGACUAUCUUCCUAAUCCCUCAAAAUCCAUACGUCAAUUCAGAGUGCAAACUUUGAUCAUCAAACAUUCGAACAUCACUUACAUUGCAGAUGAUGCUCUCAAUGAAUAUACAACAUUAGGGUCACUGAUACUUCGUGAUAACCAGAUAGAAAAUACUUCGUUCGCAACAGUUUUUGGAUCGCAAUUAAGUAUUUUAGAUCUGGAUCGGAACAGUAUCAAGAUAUUGGAUUUGGACAAUCUCAAGGACAUUCAUUAUUCUAGUGUUUAUCUUCAAGAAAAUAAUAUCGAAUACAUCAAACCGUCAUCUCAACAUAUAACAUUCUUUUCCCUGGAUUUGAGCUAUAACAAUAUUCAAGAAUUCAACGAAACAUAUCUUAAUUGUUUCUCAAUUUCGAUAGAUUUAAGUUAUAAUCGUCUGAAUACUUUAUAUCUUAUAAGUAAAUUAUCUUCUAGACAGAAAGAUAGGGUUGAUAUUAAAAGGAAUAACGUUUUUUCGGUUGGAGACAGUGGAUUCACUUGUAAUGAACUAUAUACUACAUCUCUUAUCAAUGCUACAAUGUCUAUUGAGAACGUUCUGAGUUUGCAUAGUUCGAACAUAGGAAUUCUGAAUAGAUCAGUUUGGGAUAUAUCUAAAUUUGAGAUUGGUAGUAGUUAUAGUAGUAGUUAUGGACAGUUAGAUUUAUCAAAUGCGUCAAUUUCAAAUAUAUCGCAGUACUUCUUCGAUAACAGGGAUGAACCUAUCGGUUUAUUGAACUUGAGUCACAAUAACAUCAAUUCAUUGGAGCACGGAAUUUUCAGAAACUUAAUAAUUCGGUCUCUAGACUUAUCCUUUUCCGGAAUUAAAAAUGUGUCUGGUAACUCUUUCGAGGGUCUUCGUGAUUUCAAAAACUUGAAAUUGGCAGGAAAUCAAAUGGAAACCAUUCAAAAUAUAUGUAAAAGUGCAACCGAGCUCACAUCUAUUGAUCUAUCAUUCAAUAAAUUGCAGUCAAUUGAUUUGGACACAUUUGCCAGCUGUACUCAGUUGAAUACCCUCAACAUUUCAAACUCUGUUAUGAAUUUCAUUGAACCGGGAAUUCUCAGCUCAUUGAUUAGUCUCAGAGUCAUCGAUUUGAGUUCAAGUAAUAUCACAUAUUUGAAAGCAUUCACAUUUUCGAACUCUUCCACCAUUAAACAAAUCGAUUUGUCCAAUAACAAUUUGAAAAUCUUAGAAAACAAUGUAUUUUAUAAUUUGUCUGUUGAAACUCUGAAGCUGAGUAACUCUCAUAUCUACUACAUUUCUGGUAAAGCUUUUAAUUAUUUGUAUAAUUUGCGGUUACUAGAUUUGUCUGGUUGUCGCCUCACAAAUAUAGAAGAGGACUCAUUCUUCAAUCUACCUCUUAUCAGAGAAAUAGAUCUUAGUAAUAAUUAUUUGAUUUCGAUACCGACUCAUGCAUUCAGAAAUAUGAAAGGUCUUUCACUGAACUUAAGUAGGAACAGAAUAGAAUCUCUGAACGAUAAUGCGUUCGAGAACGUAGAACUCAAUUAUUUAGAUCUGAGUUCGAACAGGUUGAGUGGAAUCAACACUAACUCUGUCACUAACACUAGUAUCCAGGAACUUUCACUACUCGACAACAAUAUAUCUGCAUCCAUUUCAAUCGAUGACUCUGUCAAUCUCACUUCUCUCUCAGUUAGUUUGAAUGGUGUCUUUGAGCACCGAUCUAUUUCCAGUAUAUAUUUGAAAAAACUGUAUCUAGUAGAAUCUUCUUUGGAGUUAUUGAAAAAUGACUGCUUUGUGGAAUUUCCUUAUCUGGAAGUACUGUACUUCAACAAAUCUCGGAUAGAAACGUUAGAACUAGGAGCUUUGCAUGGUCUUUACUCAUUGGAACACUUAGACGCUCCCACUCUGUUCAAUAAUAGUAAAAUUCUGAGAAACGGUACUUUAUCAGACUUAUUCAGAUUGAAAUCAUUGCAUAUAGAAACACCAAUGUUGAGUAGCUUAGAGCGAGGAAGUUUGUCAGGUCUGCAAAGUUUAGAAAUUUUGAACAUAACUGGUACUGGUAUACAAACACUGCCUUCUGGUAUUUUCAAUGAUUUGAAGAAUUUGCGAAUUUUGGAUUUAUCAAAUAACUCACUGAUAAAUCUAGACUCAAAUACUUUUUUCGAAAACCUCACCCAAUUGACUAAUCUCUAUCUUCAGCACAAUCGUCUGAGUAGCAUGCCACAAAAACUACUUAUUAAUUUACAUAAACUUGUAAUUUUGCGAUUGGAUGGUAACGCACUGAACGGAUUUGUAGCAGGGGGCUUCGAUGGCUUAGAGGCUCUAGUAAGUCUUAAUCUUUCCCAGAAUACUAAUUUAUUUCGGCAGAAUGGUGCUUAUAGUGCUGUUGCCUUGAGAACUUUAAAAAAUCUGCAAAUAAUGAAUAUUGCUAAUACUUAUAUCGAUGAGAGAAUUCUGGAUUAUAGCACGCUUCGAAUUUCUUUUCCAAAAUUGAAAUCGAUAAGCAUUAACAGCAAUAGGUUUCCUUGUACUGGUUUGUUGAAAAUGUUGGAGUACUUUGAAGAUAGAAGUAUAACUUAUACACCUGAGAACCCCACAUACGAUACUCCUAAUUUGAAUGGCAUUGCAUGUAUAGCUCAGUAAAACAGUAACUAGGAAAACCUUCUUGUGGAAGGAAUUCAAUCUGUUUCUCUGCAAUUCAUACCGGUCUGACACGAAUAAUUUUUCGAUAGAGAAUCGAUUCAUAGGCGUCGUUGCCCCAGCUACUCAACUAUAGCACGCGUGUGACAUAUGACGUACGAUUUCUCUAUAGGAAAAUCAUUCUUGGCAGACGUGUUUAUUUCUGAGGAUGCUGAAUCCGUAUUUGAGGUUCAAUAACAAAAUUUCUUGGAUUGUUCCGAGAUAUUACCAAACAACACGGAUUUUCCUCACACAGAUCCAUUGAAUCAAAUCUUGUGCUAUACACUGAUUAUAUUUUGAGUGCAAUGGACAACCAGACUCAGGUUGACUCUGUGUACACCAAUUUCAGUAAGGCAUUUGACAAAAUUGAUCACAAUAUUCUAAUUCAUAAAUUAUCUGAAAUCGGGGUACACGGGGACCUUCUGAGAUGGCUUUCUUCAUAUUUAUUCAAUAGAAAACAAACGGUUGUUGUCAAUGGCCCUAGUUCUAAAUCAUUCACUUUUACAUCUGGUGUUCCCCAGGGAUCACAUUUGGGGCCCCUGUUGUUCAUUAUUUUUAUGAAUGAUGUCUGCUGAUGACAUCAAAAUUUAUGCCAGUAUUAUAAUUGUAUAUCUGAUUGCAAUCUAUCAUAGGAGGAUUUGAAUAGAUUUCAUAAUUACUGCAUCAAAAAUAAACUUUUACUAAACCUGAACAAAUGUUGUCAUAUUACUUUCACUAUAGAAAUAUCACCACCUCCUCAUAUGAUUACAACUUUAACAGUGUUACUCUCAAUACAGUGAAAGAGAUUAAAGACUUAGAGGUAAUUUUUGAUACGAAAUUCAAUUUCAAUCAGCAUUUAGACCGUUUAAUUACUCCUUGUAACAUAAUGCUAGGUUUUAUUAUCAGAUGUUGCAAGUAUUUCAAGUCCACAGCAGCUUUAAAAUCAUUAUAUUUCGUGUUAGUACACAGCAAACUGAACAUUGCAUCAGUUAUUUGGAAUCCACACUAUAACCUACAU